UUCAUUUCUCUCUCACUCACGGACACACGAUACUCACACAAACCAACAAACAAACCCAUAACAGAAACAGAACCAAACUAUAACAAUGAGAACCCAACACCUUCGCCUUCACCAUCUCCUCCUCAGUCUCUUCCUCUUCGCAGCCACAUUCUCUCCGGCGCCCGCCGCCGCAGACGACGUUUCGGCCCCUGCGCCUGACGACGGCGACACCGAGUUCAUCCGCUCAAGCUGCAACUCCACUCUAUACCCCGACGUGUGCUUCACCUCCCUCUCCCGCUACGCCAAUGCGGUGCAGCAGAACCCCGGCCAGUUGGCGCGCGUGGCCAUCGGCGUCAGUCUCUCCAAGGCCCACCGCGUCGCGUCCUACAUCUCCAACCUAACGCACGAAGCCGACUAUGGCACGAGUGGCACGCGCGCGGCGAUGGCGCUGCACGACUGCUUCUCGAACCUUGGCGACGCCGUGGACGAAAUCCGCGGGUCUCUGAAGCAGAUGCGGCAGAUUGGCGCAGCCGGCGAGGGCUCCGAAUCCUUCCUCUUCCAGAUGAGCAACGUGCAAACGUGGAUGAGCGCCGCACUCACCGACGAGGAGACCUGUACGGACGGAUUCCAGGACGUACCGGAAUGUCCCGUGAAAGCGGAUGUAUGCAAUCGCGUCACCAACGUUAAGAAGUUCACCAGCAACGCUUUGGCCCUCGUGAACUCCUACGCCAGCAAGGGUUCGCCCUGAACUCUUCCUACGUGUCACAUCACUCACCGUCUGAUUUUAAUCCUUUCCAAAUUCCAAAAAAAAAAAGUUAAUCAAAACCAUAGGUUGUGUUAAUUAAUUUUAAGUUAAAUUUUACGUUACAAAAAAAAAAGAAAAAGAUAAAAGUGUAGUGUGCGUGGGACGCGUGAGUCCUCCUUGUAUGUAAAUUUUGGUAUUCUUGUAGUAUCUGCUGUCACGCAAGAAAGUGGAGAAACGCAUCACUUCACGUGAUAGAAUGGAGAGUGUAGAUAUAUAUUUUAAAAAAAAUAUAUAUGAAGUAAAUGUAGUGUGUGGAACUGUGAGUUAUGACACUUUAGUUUGUCGUGGUUAUGGGUUGAUGCUUUAAGGAAGUAUAAUUUUGUAGCUUUGUGCUGUGUGCUGUGUGGAUUAUUUGUGUUUUUUGUUCUAGUUAAAAGAACAGUUGUAAAUUUCAGGAUUAGUGAUUAAAUUCCCUCUACUUUCUCCCUUUUGGAAAGUAAAAUAAAACAGUGGUCAUUUAGAUUC
Messenger RNA from Vigna radiata var. radiata (mung bean), 1249 nucleotides. RefSeq names its product pectinesterase inhibitor 7. Gene Ontology annotation, molecular function: enzyme inhibitor activity. The transcript has a single exon. The record is from RefSeq and is a predicted model, not a curated record. NCBI's taxonomy places the organism in Eukaryota, Viridiplantae, Streptophyta, Magnoliopsida, Fabales, Fabaceae. The coding region runs from base 86 to 727 and encodes 213 amino acids. Gene Ontology annotation, biological process: negative regulation of catalytic activity.